AUGCUUGGUUUAUUUAACGCGUUGGUCAUGGGGGAUAAAUGGUACACAUUGUCAACAUCGAUACAUAUUCUCACUGCUUUCGUUAGAUGCACCAGACACGGAAGGGUCUUCUGCAACGCCUAGUACGUCCUUAAACUUCGAAGAUGCCGAAAGUUUGCCCGUCAAUGUGUUACGCGACUGCCAAGAAAUCUCUGUGACCGCAGCCCCUACCAACCACGCUGAAGAUACUGUGUGUAUACAGUCAGAGAGUGAUAUCACGAACAGUUUCACUGAAGAACAGCAGACGAAGAAAAUUCAUCACUACAUUCUCUGCAAAAAGCGUGACUGCUUGGGUGUGUCUCAAGAAGAAAGAGCACGCAUCAAAACAACCAAAAAGAAGCAGAUGUUUAAUCACAGCCUUAUCUUUAAUAAGGAUUUGGCCUAUAGCCCUAAAGUACAGAUGUGGUGGCUCGUUUACAUCGAAGGAGAAGGUCAAUACUGUCUGAUCUGCAAGAAGUUUGAUUCCAAGGAUCCCCAAAACAAAAAGGAAUUUUUUUCUGCAGAACCAAGCACAAGGUUAAAGAAAGAUUGCCUCGAGGAGCACAUUGCAACAAAGAGACACAAAGAUGCAAUCACUGCCAUUCUUAUGAACAGGUUGUCAGUUUUCCAGAAAGAGCUCGAUCAUAAUGCUGAAGUUCAGGUUGAUGUGUAUGAAAGAGUUUUCUAUUGCCUUUACUGGUUGGCAAAGGAGGAUAUAGCAAAUGUCAAGGUUAAGAGUCUGUUAAAGUUGGUUGCGAAGCUGGGGUGUGAUAUGAGUGGCUUUAAUCACACAUCAGUAGGUUCCUUUCGCAACAUGUUGCUUCUUCUUGGUGAAAUGAUUCAAAAUGAAGUCAUUUCUGCUGUAACUGGGCCAUUUGGGGUGAUGGUUGAUGACAUGACUGACAUUGCAAAUUUGGAGCAAAUGAUUGGUUUCAUCCAGUAUUAUAACAGGGGUAGCGAAAAGGUUGAGGUGAAAUUUUUGUGUUUGGAAAAUGUUCUCGCCAGCUCUGACGCAGCAGAUUCUUUAACCAUCACAAGCAUCCUUCUGGAAGUCAUUGAGAAACACAGUCUCAAUUUUGACUGGUUUAAAAGCUUUGUGUCAGAUGGAGCAAGUGUCAUGGUGGGAGAAAGGUCAGGUGUAGCUACCAGGCUGAAAGCAGAUGAAAGAAUCCAGUCGUUAAUAUCUGUCCACUGUGUUUGUCACAAACUAGCGCUGGCGUGUACCGACACUUUAAACGAUCUUGCCACAAUAAAGAAGAUGCAGAACACACUAAACACCCUUUGGCGACUCCUUGACAACUCGAACAAGAAGACAGCCAUUUUCCUGAAAGUUCAACUUGAGGUGAGUGAAAUAACUCUCUCAAACAAGAAUUCGCAGAAGAAGAUAGCUAAGAAGCUGAAGAAGGCCUGUCAGACACGAUGGCUGUCAUUUAACGCUGCCGUUCAAUCCGCUUGGGAGAGCUUCUCUGCCAUCAUCCAGUUCCUUAUCAGGAUGAAAGAUGAGGACCCCACAUGCCAGGGCCUGUUAGUUCAAAUGAACAACGUCCGCUUCCUGGCUUGCUUGUAUGUUUUAAAGCAUGUGCUUCCUGUUCUUGACAACCUGUCAAAAUCGUUUCAGCAUUCUACUGUCAAUUUCAGUCACCUUAAACCAGAAAUUGUUCGUGCUAAGGCAGCGCUGGAUGAAGUGGCAACCAAAGAAGUCCCCAUCAAGCAAUUUUGCCAAGAUAUCAAGGAAGGAAAGAUGGUGCUGCUGCAGUUUUCCCCUUCUGAGCAUCAGCUUGCAUCCAUGCGAAAUUUGUUGCUCAAGUAUGUCUCUGCUUUGAAGGAAAACAUCGACCUGAGGUUUCAGAACACCCUCCCUCUUCUGGGAGCGCUCUCCAUCUUUGAUCCAACUCUUAUUCCUGCAAGCUCUUCAGAACUUCCCUCUUACGGAGUAGAUUCUAUCCAAGUUCUUGCCAAGCACUACUUCCCCGACCAACAAGACCGACUUUUGGCAGAGUGGAAUAUAUUAAAGUACCACAUGAAGGAGAUGGCCAUUCCAGCUGAUGUAAAAGAAGGCAAGACUACCAUGCCAGCAGAGUGGUGCAUGUCCCAGCUAAUGAAACAAAGAUCUUCUUUCCUUUCUCUUCUCCCUCUCCUCAUGCACAUUGUAGAAAUAGCUCUCACGAUGCCCAUAAGCAACGCAUGGCCUGAAAGGGGAGUCAGUCGAGUUAAGCUUAUAAAGUCAAGGCUCAGGAGCAGGCUGACCAAUGAGAUGCUGGAGGCCCUUGUUAAUAUCUCUAUGAAUGGUCCAGAGGCAAAUUCUUCAGAAUGUGACACCCUGGUGAAGAAGACCACUGAGAAAUGGCUCUCUGGAAAACGCUACAAGUUGGCCAAAGGGAAGUCAGCCUCAAGAGAAAGCAAGGGCAAAGAACCUGCACCACCAGAAUUAACAAGUGUAUCAACACAGACGGACCCACAAGUUGAAGAUCGUCAGAGUCAAGAAGAACAACAAGCGUUGCAAGAGGAAGAGCAGGCCCUCAUUAAACUUGGCUUAGCAAAUUUUCAAGAUGAUCCAAGUUGUGACGACAGUGACAGGGACAGUGCAAUGGGGGAAAGUGAUUUCAGUGACAGUGACUUUUAACUAAAAAGAAUCGAGCCUGAGUGCUUGGAUGCCAUAACGAAACUGUUCAUCUGUAUUUUCAAUCUGUAGGAAAACUCUGACUGCAAAAAUAAUUAUUUCAAAAGUUGAUUCAUGUUAUAACAGGUCAAUGAAGUACUGACAAGGGAAAGAGGUCAAUUUUUAUUUAGAUGUAAAUUGUAAUAUGUAACAUGGGACUGGAAGGAAAGCAUUGUAAUAUGUAUGAGUAAACAUAAUUUUCAAGAAACUCUUGAUAAUGAGUCAGAUUUAAGAAAAACUCUAGGUUAUAAUAAAGUGUACAACGACCUAAAAAAUAACUUUUUGGUCCUGAAAAUGCACCAGAAUGCACCUCAGAGCAUGCAGAUUUUCAAAAUUUUCUGGGGGAGGCCCCCCAUACCCCCCCUGCAGGAGGGGGAAACCCCCUCCCGCACCCUCCCCACGGGCGGCUUUGCCGCCCGGCGCCGCUGUCGCGGCGCAGUGGUGCUCCGGCUAUUUUAAAAUUUCCUCCUGAUACUUUUUUUCAU
Stylophora pistillata is the source of this 3162-nucleotide messenger RNA. Its product is annotated as zinc finger protein 862. The record is from RefSeq and is a predicted model, not a curated record. NCBI's taxonomy places the organism in Eukaryota, Metazoa, Cnidaria, Anthozoa, Scleractinia, Pocilloporidae.